Pelmatolapia mariae (spotted tilapia) is the source of this 1104-nucleotide messenger RNA. RefSeq names its product NIPA like domain containing 4 (gene nipal4). Gene Ontology annotation, biological process: magnesium ion transport. The record is from RefSeq and is a predicted model, not a curated record. Gene Ontology annotation, cellular component: membrane. Gene Ontology annotation, molecular function: magnesium ion transmembrane transporter activity. Bases 1 to 1104 code for a protein of 367 amino acids. NCBI's taxonomy places the organism in Eukaryota, Metazoa, Chordata, Actinopteri, Cichliformes, Cichlidae. The transcript is spliced from 9 exons.
AUGAGUGAGGGGAGGGGGGGCACCUACAACCUGUGGCUGGGCCUGACCCUCGCCCUGCUGUCGGCCUUCUUGAUUGGUGGGAGUGUCAUUCUCAAGAAGAAAGCCCUCCUCCGAUUGGCCAACAACGGACACACCAGAGCAGGUGAAGGAGGCCAUGGUUACCUGAAGGACUGGCUGUGGUGGGGAGGCCUGUUAACCAUGGGAGCAGGAGAAGUCUGCAACUUCGCUGCCUACAUGUUUGCUCCGGCCACGCUGGUGACUCCCCUGGGCGCCCUGAGUGUCCUCAUCAGUGCAGUUCUGUCCUCCUACCUGCUAGGGGAGGUGUUGAACAUUGUGGGGAAGCUUGGCUGUCUGCUGUGUGUGCUAGGAAGCAUCCUGUUGGUUAUCCACGCCCCACAGGAACAGGAAGUGACAUCACUACGGGAGAUGACCAACAAGCUGCUGGAGCCUGGUUUUCUGGUGUAUGUGGCGUUGGUGUUGGUGCUGUGUGCGGUGCUCGUGCUGUAUUGCUGUCCUCGCUUCGGUCAGUCCAACAUCCUCGUCUACAUCGGCAUCUGCUCGCUGCUCGGCGCGUUCACCGUCUCCUCGGUGAAAGGCCUCGCCAUCGCCAUCAACACAGUGUUUUAUGAUCUUUCCGUCCUUGCUAAUCCUCUCACCUGGAUCCUGCUGGCAACGCUUAUCGUCUCCAUAGUAACACAGGUAAACUACCUGAACAAGUCUCUGGAUAUCUUCAACACCCUGCUGGUUUAUCCCAUCUACUACGUCCUCUUCACCUCCGUGGUUCUAUCCACCUCCAUCAUCCUCUUCCAGGAGUGGAGAAGCAUGUCGGCCAUCGACAUCGUUACAACUCUGGGAUCCUUUGUAGUCAUCGUGGUGGGCGUGGCCAUGCUGCACCUUUUCAGAGAGCUGCAGAUGACGAUGAAGGAGCUGACCAUUCAGCUCUCACAGCCAGUGGAGAGGGAGGAGCUUAACCAGCAGGUUGUAACCAAUGGAGGAGGAGGAAGGAGUAAAAAAGAAGACAAGUACGGGCUGAUGGACAACAUGGUGAUCGAGAGCCUUCCCCCGAUGAGAGAGGAGGGACCGAGAGUCUUCAUCAUCAGCUAA